UUGUCUGUGCAAGUGUUUUAAAAUAAUCAUUGUGUAACCGUGGGAAAUUCAUCAGUUCAACGACCGCCUGACAGACUCUACAGAACACGCUAUGUCAGUCAGAAAGGCUCCUCCUCUUCAUCUGAUGUUUCUGCUCAUGAUUCAUGGAGUUUGUAGCCAAUGGGGUGUGAGUUACAGUCCUUCACACAUCUGUGCACUAAAGGACUCAUCGGUGAUAAUGAGCUGCACUUAUACAUACCCUACUGAAUAUCAGAUCAUGAAAGUGUUCUGGACCAAAAUAAUAGAUAAAAAGGAAACAGAAGAGUUUCCAGAUCUAUCUGAGGACCCUGAAUACAGUCAGAGGCUUCAGUAUCUGGGAGAUAAAGAGCAGAACUGCACCAUCAGGCUGAGUCAUGUGACACUGAAGGAUUCACACAAGUACUAUUUCAGAUUCAUCACUGAUAAAGACAAAUGGACUGGUAAACCAGGAGUGACUCUUUCUGUCACAGAUCUUCAGGUGGAGUCUCCUGAGAGAGUGACAGAGGGACAUUCAGUCCGUCUGACAUGUAAAAGCAGCUGCACUCUGACUGACAGAGCAACAUUCAUCUGGUACAGAAACUCACAGCCAUUAACUGAAAGAAGAGACAGAAACAAUGAACUGCUGCUGCAGUCAGUCAGAAGAGAGGAUGCAGGCAGAUAUAGCUGUGCUGUACACGGACACAAUCACAUCUCUCCCGCUGUUUAUCUCAAUGUCACGUAUCCUCCAAAAAGCGUCUCAGUGUCCAUCAGUCCAUCUGAAAUAGUGUCAGGAGAUUCAGUGACUCUGAGCUGCAGCAGUGAUACAAACCCACCUGCUCUGAACUUCAGCUGGUUUAAAGGAGGAAUGUUUGUAGGAUCUGGAAGAAUCUACAGCAUCUCAAAGAUCAGCUCUGAUGACAGUGGAGAAUACAAGUGCAAGUGCAUCAAUGAACAUGGAGAGAAAUACUCUGAUGCUGUGACUUUAAACGUAAAGUCAGUCAGAUGUUUCUCGUCUGUAGUGGUUGCUGUUGCUGCUGGUGUUGGUGUUUUACUCGGUGGAGCAUCAGGUGCUUUCGUCAUGUACAUUUGUCUUACUAAAAUGGUGAAAAGAAGAUCUGCUAUGAAGGAGAUCUCUGAUCCGAAUGAAGACACAUAUACAGCUCUUGAGCACAAGUCUAUGACCUUUGAGCUGUACGACACACUCACAACUGUUCAUCCCAGACCUCCUGAAGACAUGAUUCUUGGUCCUCAGAGCUUUUCUAAACAUUAGAAUCCAUCAAUCAACAGGAAGAUGCUGCAGUAAGAGGUGGAGCACAAAGGAACCAAUCCUGCACUAUGUGGGCGGAGCCACAGAUGAUUGACAGGAAUCUUCAUUGAUGAGUCACUAAAGUGUUUUAAUUCUGUAUAAUUUAUGAAACAUGAUGUAACAGUGGAAUUAAAUGAAAGUUAAACACUGGUGAACUGUCAUUGUGUAAAUACAUAAUGUUAAGUCAGCAGAGCAAAACACCUAAAGUAAUCAAAAAGUUCCCACUUUUACAAUACGCCACACCUAAAGUUCAGUUGUGGCAAACAAGUUAUGUUUUUCUCAUUUUACAACACUUUCCUGUUUUUAAAUUAUAGUUGAACUAAAUCAUAAUUGUGUGCAUUCACAAUGGAAAAUGAAUCUCAAUUUUAUCUGGUCCUGUUAUUCUGUCUUUUGUGUUUCUGUAACUUUCCAAUUAAGUGAUCAGUUUUAUUUGUGAUUGUCUCAUAUGUAUGUGCUUGUACAAACCUUACAGGCAAAUUGAUACUGCUAUUAUAGAUACUCACAAAAUACUUAUUUGGUUUUGAUUUCAUUAAAAAAUAUCUAUAUUAAAAUUAUAUUACUUACAUAA
Ctenopharyngodon idella (grass carp) is the source of this 1871-nucleotide messenger RNA. RefSeq names its product B-cell receptor CD22-like. The record is from RefSeq and is a predicted model, not a curated record. The transcript is spliced from 10 exons. The coding region runs from base 92 to 1267 and encodes 391 amino acids. NCBI's taxonomy places the organism in Eukaryota, Metazoa, Chordata, Actinopteri, Cypriniformes, Xenocyprididae.